Molecule: messenger RNA, 1524 nt
Organism: Entrophospora sp. SA101
Lineage: Eukaryota; Fungi; Glomeromycota; Glomeromycetes; Entrophosporales; Entrophosporaceae
Source: the annotation of a GenBank genome assembly
AUGAUUGAUGAUGAUGAUGCAAUUAAUGAAAUAACUAUUGCAACUGAUGGAAUUAAAAAUAUUACUAAAAUACAAUUGCCUUUGAAUGCUGUAGAAAUUAUGGCUGAUUUGUCCUUUGAAACAUUAAAAAGUUGGAAUUUACCAAAGUUCCAUUUGCAAAUACUUACUCAGAGCCGACCUAAUUCUUUUAGUAGGCUUUUAGAAUCAUUGGAUUCAUCUAUAUACUUUGGAGAUGAAAUUCCUUUGACAAUUAAUAUGAAUAGCUCAGGGUGGUUUGUUGCCAAAGCAUAUUACCCAUAUAGUAAUCAUGAUCAUACAGUUCUACUAGAAGAUGAUAUUGAAAUUAUCACCCUUCUAUUAUAUCUGGUCAAGUAUAUCGCUUUAAAGUAUAUAUAUGGUCCUGAUAAGGUACACAAACUUCCACUUCCUGGUCGCAAGAAAUUUUACCCUGAACAAGUAUUCGACAACACAAGAUAUGAUGUUCGGUCACCUUAUCUUUGUCAGGAUGAUAAUAAUAACUAUAAAGUUCAAUCCAUAAGAAUUCCUUAUAGUCGUUUCAAUAAUUGGAAAAAUUCAUGGAAACAUAUUGCUGAAUAUGAUGAUACUUACAUUCAUUUCCGAGAAGGUAAACAUGAUCCACUAUCAAUAUUGAUGGUGCCACUGAUGGCUGAAAAUGUCAUAUUCAAAGAACUUCCUGGUGGAGCUUUAGCGGAUUAUAAUGAUCUGCCUAAACCAAUUAUUACUACAACUACAACUACCAAAAGACCAGUUAAUGUGUCAAGAACAAGAACAAGACCAACUGAUGUAUCAAAAUCAAAACCAAGACCAACUAAUAGACCAGAACCAAGGGAAACAAGAACCGCAAACACUGCGAAUUCUUGGAAAUCACAUAAAUUUAUACGACAAAAUUUAAAACAAAGUAUGUUGGAAAAUCACAAUGAACUGAUUUAUGGAACUAAAAAUGGAGAGUGGCAAAUAGAUUUAAGACUCAGACCUGUUAUAAGGCAUAAACAAGAACCAUUAUUUGGUGAAUGUGAUAUAAAUAAUCAUUAUUUACAACAAGUACAAUAUUCAUCGCUAGAAACUGACAAAGCAUUAGUUAAAGAAUAUUUUGAAAAUUUAAAAGCUUGUAAGAUUUUAUCGGGUCAAAGAAUUUCAAUAUUUGGUGACUCGACAAAUUUUCAAUUUCAUGAUAUGCUCAUAGAUUAUUUUCAUGAUGGACUAGUUCAAUGUUAUGGUGAACUUUUUUGUAAAUACCAUUCAUUAUCCAAGGAAGAAGAUAGUGAUGACUCCGAAAAACCAGAAUUUGGUGCUUCAUUAUUAAGAUUCAUUAGAAAUGAUCAUUUAACUGUAAGCCAUUCUUUAUUUGAAUCGGGUGAUAUAGAUUUAAAUGUUAUUACAAUUGGUUGGAAACCUUUUAUUGGACAGUAUAAUCUUAUGAUUCUUAAUACAGGACAUUAUUAUCAAGAUGAUGUAUAUUGGUGGUCAAGAUUGUUUGAGAUGGUCUAUACCUGGUCCAGCUGA